AUGCAGGCCGCGUGGCUCGUGGCGUGGGCGCUGGGCCUGGCUGCGCUGUGCCUGCCGUGGCCGCGUGUGGUGGGCGAGACGCGCCGCAUCGUGGCGCUCGGCGAUAUCCAUGGCGACUAUGCGCACGCGACGGCCGUCCUUCGCGCCGCGGGCCUCUUGCACGCGCACCAUGAUGCGUGGGCCGGUGGCAAGACGGUGUUUGUGAGCACCGGCGACACCAUCGACCGCGGUGACGACACGAUCCGCCUCUAUCAGCUGUUCCAGCGACUGCGGAACGAGAGCCGCGCGCACGGUGGCGACGUGAUCCAUGUGCUGGGGAAUCACGAGAUGAUGAACGCCAUGCUCGACUGGCGCUACGUCACGCCAGGCGACGUCGCAUCCUUCGGAGGCAUGGACGAACGGCGCGAUGCCAUGUCCCUGCACGGCUGGCUCGGCACCGAGUGGAUGCAGCACUACCAGGUCACCACCCAUGUCGACCUGCUGCCUGCCGCGGACAUGCCGCUCUAUCCCACGCACCGCGCGUCGUUCGUCCACGGCGGCAUCACGCCCACGUUCGCCGACAUGGGUGUAGACGCGAUGAACGACGUCGGCCACACGCUCCUCGAAAAGUCGCUCGCCCGCCGCGGCCCCCUGUCCAAGGCCGAGCAGGCGCUGUGGUCGAGUGACGGCCCAUUCUGGUUCCGCGGCUACGCGCAAGACCCAGCGAAGGCGGCAUGCAUGAUGGCCGAGCAGGCGCGCUCGUCCCUCGGCGUGUAUGCGCUCAUCAUGGGACACACGCCCCAGUUCACGGGCAUCCGCACCCGCUGCGACGGCCGCGUCUACAUCAUCGACACCGGCCUCAGCCGCGCGUACGGCGGCCGCCCUAGUGCCCUGGACGUAAAGUCGCGUCGCUGGGGGCCCUGUGUGGUGUCGACGUUUUCUGCUGUGGACCUAUCUGGCACACACCACACGCUGCAUCACGCAUGGCAGUGCCCCUACUUGCGGUUGGGACGCAGGCCGCGGACCACAUGA
Malassezia restricta is the source of this 1011-nucleotide messenger RNA. RefSeq names its product calcineurin-like phosphoesterase. Bases 1 to 1011 code for a protein of 336 amino acids. NCBI's taxonomy places the organism in Eukaryota, Fungi, Basidiomycota, Malasseziomycetes, Malasseziales, Malasseziaceae. The transcript has a single exon. Gene Ontology annotation, molecular function: hydrolase activity. The record is from RefSeq and is a predicted model, not a curated record.